UUGAGUUGCAGGACAAUGAAAACAAGAAGGAGAAUGAAAACAAGGAGACGAUAUUAUGGUAAAGACAGAAUCAGUUGUCUACCUGAUUGUCUUUUACUUCAUAUUUUGUCCAAUUUGGAAGCGAAGCAAGCUGUUCAAAUAUCCAUCCUCUCCACUAGAUUGAAGGAUCUCUGGAAAAAUAUUUCCGUUCUUUCUUUGAGUAGAAACUUUCGAAACUUUGAAUCUUUAGAAAGUUUCGCCACUUUCGUUUCUCAAUUUUUCUCUUCUCGCGAUGACAAAACCUCUCUGCAAGCUCUCACUUUUGAGUGCACUCACUAUUUUGACCCUAACCUGCUCAAAAGGAUCAUAAAAUACUUGUUUUCACACAACAUCCAACACUUGGAUAUGAAAGUGGCUUGCAGUCUUGAACACUUUCCACUCUGUACCAACUCUUCAUAUCAUACUUUAACCUCUCUUAAACUUAUUUCAUGGGAAGAAGUGCAACAAUGGGGUAGACAAAAACCAGUAUUUCCGAAUUCUCUUCAAUUUCCCGCAUUAACCUACUUGUCUUUACAAUCCUUCACCUUUCGAUGCACUACUGAUGAUGGCUAUGCUGACCCCUUUUCCGUAUUUCAAAGUUUGAAUACUUUGAUUAUUGAAUGUUGUUCACUUUAUAAUGAAAAAACCCGUGUUGAAGACAACCUAUUCAUAUCAAGUGUCUCACUUGUUAAUUUAACAAUAGUAUUGCCUGCCAAUUACAAGUCUUAUAAAUUGAAGUUAUCUACCCCAAAUCUUUUUAGCUUUGAUUUUACUGGUCAUCCAUUUCAGAAUUUAUGUGGGCACCAUAACAUUAGCAAUACCAAUUUCUCUUAUAUUAAACACGUAAAGAUUCAUUUACCAUUCCACAAAGUCACAAAUUUUCCUUCAAUUCUAUUCAAUUGGCUUGUUGAGCUUGACCUUAUGGAAUCAUUGGCAAUCUCUUCAGAGACUCUUGAGAUUCUCAAAUUAAUUCCUGAUUCAUGGAAGAUUGAUUUCCCUUAUUUACAUAAUUUGAAGUUAUUGGAAAUAGAAAUACAUGAAUUUUCAUCUCUACCCGAUGGAACAGAAGACUUUUUGCUUCAAAAUGCACCGUCAGCAAAGAAAGUCAUUUUCCCAGGGCCUACUUUGAAGGAUUUAAUAUGCAAUGACUCAUGGAUCAAUGAAGCAAAAACACGCCGAAAACAAUCUCGACACUGACACGACGACACUGAUAAUAAUUCAAAAAAAUGAAUAAAUUAAACGUAAGUUUAAAUGUCAGUGCAUGUGUACUCAGACUUGUGCUACAUAGGAUUUUAUGUCCAAGAGAUUGAAAGGGUGUAUGCAGUGACUAAGGCAAUUUUUCAGAGAGAUAUGUUUCCAUAGCAUAGCAUUAUUAAGACUUAUUUAUUUUCUCUGCAACUUACUGAAUUAUUGUUUUUAUUUUGUUUGUCAAGAAGAUUUAUAUAUUUCUAACAUUUUUGUGUCA
Molecule: messenger RNA, 1483 nt
Organism: Vicia villosa (hairy vetch)
Lineage: Eukaryota; Viridiplantae; Streptophyta; Magnoliopsida; Fabales; Fabaceae
Product: F-box/LRR-repeat protein 13-like
Exons: 3
Coding region: 16-1215 (399 amino acids)
Molecular function (GO): protein binding
Source: RefSeq, a predicted model, not a curated record